Molecule: messenger RNA, 888 nt
Organism: Paramecium tetraurelia
Lineage: Eukaryota; Ciliophora; Oligohymenophorea; Peniculida; Parameciidae
Exons: 1
Source: RefSeq, a predicted model, not a curated record
AUGAGUGUGAUUCAGCAUUUUAGUUUAUUAUAGCCAUGUCCUUAAUGUAUUUCUAGCUAUUUCUUUUAGUCAACAUCAUUUAAAUCUUCAAAAAGUGGAGUAGCUAUGCUAACCUAACUAUUGGUUGUAUUUUACGUGCCUUCCUACUACCAUUAAGAAUUUAGCCUAAAAGCUCCUACUUGUACAUUAUACUCUAGAGGUUAAAUUCAGAGCAUAGCGUUCGUCAACAUUCAAUCAACACUUGAGCAAUUCUACAACCGCUACUAUUUAUUUUAAUUUCAAGGAUAAACAACAAAGUAUACCAAAAUAGAAUAUAGUAGCUUUGUCUUUGGUAUUGGUACUGUAAAUACUGAUGCUAUUGGUUCUUCUGAAGGGAAAAUUUUAUAGUUCUUAAGGUAAAAUUAAUUCCUUUAGCUGUGCUGGGUGCAUUCUACUAUUAACAUUAUGUUACUGGGUCUGAGUGAGUGGCAAUCUUCCUUCCACUUUGCUCGAUUAAGAUAUUAUCUUUUUUGCUUAAUUCGCUUUUCUAUUAAAUCUCACCCAUGUAAGUUGCUGGUUCUUAAAUUAUGUUAUGUAAUAAAUCAAUUCCUUUCUAUCCUUAAUUUAAAUACCAUCUAUUGUAGAGUUUGUGGACGUUUACUUUAUGCUAGCAUUUCUGACCUCAAGAAGUUUCCAAAAAAUAAGUAAACUUUGGCUUCUUAUUUAAACCUCUUUAUUCUACCUUUAAUCUUUCAAGUUUCAAAUGUUUUGAAAGUUAUGCACUCAACUUCUGCUGCUUUAGAAAACCUUGAACUAUUUUUCGUUUAUCUAAUAUUAGCACUACAUAUUUCUAUUGCGAAUCUCGAAGUUAUGAUCAACAGACAUGCUCCUAAACAUAAAUAUUAUUGA